Molecule: messenger RNA, 2251 nt
Organism: Contarinia nasturtii (swede midge)
Lineage: Eukaryota; Metazoa; Arthropoda; Insecta; Diptera; Cecidomyiidae
Gene: imd
Product: protein immune deficiency
Exons: 2
Coding region: 319-1161 (280 amino acids)
Biological process (GO): signal transduction
Molecular function (GO): protein binding
Source: RefSeq, a predicted model, not a curated record
AGUACUAAAUAUCGUUCUGUGGUGUUUGGCUGAUUACUCCAAAUGUAUUUAUAUUAAAGGUCAUCUUGACUAUUUUAUUUUUAUAUAUAUUCGGGAUAAAUUAAUUAUACUGGAUGAGUAAUCGGAGUUUUUUUUACGGCAAGAGCAUUUCUUUUGUUAUUUUGCGUAAUGAAAGCGAAAGUUUCCAUUAAUUAAAAUUCAACAGCGAUCGUCAGCAAUAAUUGUUAUUUAUAUUAUUAUGUUUGGUCUUAUUCGAUUGCAACUGUAUUCUAUUGCUUUAAAAUCAACAAAGAGACAUUGAAAUAAUAAUAAUAUAAAAUGUGUGCGGCAGUUAAUAGUGAUUCGAAGAAGAAAAGAGUUAAAACAAAAUCUGUGCUCGGCUUUUGCAAUAAUUGGUUAACAAAAAUGGUUCCAACAAAUUCGAAAUCAAAUCUGAAAACCGAUGCAGUUCCCUUGGAUAAUAAUGAUUUGCAAUUAAAUCGAAACACAUCGAACCAAAUUGCGCAUCAAUCGAAUGGAACACUUGAAAAUGUUGACAAUCAACAGCAAAAUAUUCAAUUAAUACCGAACUCCAGCCAAUUAGCACCAUUAAACAAUACCAAUAGUGAAGGAAUCGCAUGGCCGCCGAUGCAAUUGAUUCAAAAUAAUUUGAGACCAACCAAUCAAAAUAUGACCGUUAUUGAAAACCAACAAAAUCUGCACUUUAACAACAUUCAUGGUCUUCAAAUUGGAAAUACGUAUCAUGUGCCUGCCAAUACUUCAUCACGUAAAAAUAGUUGCAACGGAAACCAGAAGUCGAAUCGAAGAAUUACCAAAUCUAUUGAAGAAUUGAUGAGUAAUAUGGAUGAAAUCGAGCCUCAAGUCAUGCGUAUUGCAGCAAAAUUUAUCGGUGAAAAUUGGCGCAUGGUAUUCCGUGAUUUGGACAUUCCAGACGCGGAAAUUUCUCAAAUUAAAGAACAAUACUUUCACAUAAAUGUAGAGGAAGUCAUUUAUCAAUUAUUGCUGCGAUGGAAACGCAACAGUGACGAUUGUUCUAUUGGAAAACUUUCGACAGUUUUGUGGAACACCAAUAAUGACGAAUGUAUCAAAGCAUUGAAAAAAUACUAUAAAAAUCUGAAAAGAUCACAAGUUAGCGGUGGGAUUGAUUCAUCGGAAAGUUAGAGCUGAAUUUACGUUGCAUUUUUCAGCCUUCUAAACGCACCAUGGAAGAUGAUUUUUUUUUUGUAUACAAUAUUUGUAGAUUAAAUUGACGAUGGUUGAACGUAGCUCGAAUUUUUCAGAUCUUACAACUUAAAAUAAUAAUAUAUAGACAGGCCUUAAUGUGCUCAAACGAAUUCAGAUUUGCAUAAUAGUGCUUGAAACAAUCGUUAAUUUUUUUAAAAGUUGCAUUCAGAAUCUGAGCCAGUUUACAUUUAUUGAAAAGUUGAGAGAAGUUUUACUUCUGCGGAUAAAUGAAAUCAGUUAUUUAAAAUUCACGGCAGUAAAUGGUAAUUAAAAUGAGUAAAAUCGCAAGUAAACAAAAAUCUGUAAACACUGCUGAUAAUAUCCAAUUUGAAGCAUAUCGUAUGAUAUGCUAAGAAACUCGCACAAAUGAACGAUAAGAAAGCAGUUUAAUUACUUAGUCAGCAAAUGAUUAGCUUGUGAAAACGAUUUGUAAUGUUUUUUUGUUAAGCUUAUGGUUUUUGUGUCAAAAAAAUCAAGCGUCGAAAAAAUACGACGUUUAUUCAAGAGAUUUUUUUAAGUGAAUAAAUGACAAAAAUUAAUAUUAAAAUGCAUACUUCCGGAAAGUGUAAAUUGAUUUCUAUCGAAAUGGAAAUCCAUUGGAAGCAAACUUUAUCCAAAUAACUUCAAGAUCUCCACUGAAAAAAUCGCUUUUUUUCUUAAGUAAAGAACUGGAGUGGCUAAAGGAUUUAUAAAUUUAACACAGUUUCAUUUUUAAUUUUCAAUAAAAAUUGUGUGUUUGUUUACAAAAUGGAAAAAAUGUAUACAUUGUAUAUCAUUCAAAUUAAGUGCAACAUUUUUUUAUUCUUAAGAUCAACAAAAUUAAAAAUUAAAAAAAAAAAUAAAGCAAAAUAAGAUUUAAGAUGACGGUGUAAUCUGUUUCGAACAUGUGAUAGUAGAAUGAGAUGAUUGUGGUACACUUUUAUGCUGUAGCUUCGCUUGAUUCACAAUAUUUUCGCAGAUGACUCAUAAACUCUGUCAUAACCGAUGUGUAUGCCUAAGAAUAAAAAUGGAUAUAAAGAUCACAGCA